CUUCUUCCGAAAAAAGUGAUGUUUCAUGGCGCUUCGGCAGACAUUGCCUGACGAUUCAACUAAUUAUCAUAUGCGUGUUUAGUAAGAUGCUUCUUUAGGCAAUGAAUCAAUCCAGGGGCGUGUAACCCCCGCCCUUGUUGAAGCUUCCUAAUCAUUCAUAUACUAGUAUUUGGUGGAACACAUGGACGUAUGAACAUUACUAAAUCAUUUUUAUGGUACAUUUUCAGAAAUAAAUUAUCCGUUCACCAAACGUAACAAGUUAUCCAUGUCAAACAGGCCAGAUACUUUCAAUAUUUUUUUCCCAGAAUAAUGCCUUAUAGCCUAUUGUUAGUAUUUAAACGAGGAAUCAAAUAUCUAUAUUCUAAUAUAACGUGGUACCGGAUGCACCACAUGUAUAUGGACUUUAAAUACACCAUUUUAAAAAGUUAUAUAUAUUUCAAAUACAGAAAAUAGAAAGUUAUGCAUGAUUACAAAUUUAUGCCUUCAGUUAUGGCUUUGACCCUACAAUGUCAGGGCAAUGGAGGUCGAAUGAAGGAAACUUGUGACAUUAGAGUUACGUCCCCUUCACAGAACGCGCCAUAUACGAUUGGAUACAAGCUUUGGAAGAUUGGGUCAUUUGACAGCGUUUUGCAGAGCAUCCUUACUUAGUACUGGCUCAGCACGAGUGUGGCGAUGCCAGGUCAGGUGUUUCAGGUGGUCCAGUGCUACAGCUGCCACACCUUCCAGGUGCAACAGAGAAAGAAGGUCAACAAGUGGGUCUGCAAGAUGUGCGGAGAGAAACAGUCCAUCAAAAAAGUGUACGGAGAAGGCAGUGGUGCUGACUGCCGAGUUCACGUACAGAAGCUGAACACCUUGAGAGGGGAGUUGGACCACAGUCAGCAGUUGGUCAUGCAUCACCCUGCACACAGGGAGCCUGAGCUGGGUCACACUGACCUAGGUCACUCUGACCUGCAGUACAGGCAAGAUAACCAGCUGACAUCACGGUGGGGUCAGUUCAUGGAUGAUGAUGCCACAAACACUGAGGAGGGGGUGUUGAUGAUGACCAUGAUGACAACGAUCGUUGGACAACAGACCAGCAGAUGUACAAAGAGUCAAUGAAGCGAAGCAUAAAGAGGAAAAAAUCACAGUCAGGAAACUUCAGCAGUCAGCACAGUUUCAAGGGAGAUAAUCCAUUCCCUUCUACCUACACAAGCCAUGUUGCCUGCAGCUGGGAUGACUACAACUCACACACCGAACACAGAGGGAGAGAAAAUGUCACAGGUGAUGAACCAUAUCACGAGUACCAGUCAACUGAUGGCAACAACUGUCAUCUACAGCUGCCUGAUCAGAGACUUCAGAACAGCACCUGUAACAUUGCUGGAGUAUGUUCUGAAUCAGUUAAGAAUUUGAAGCCUUCCAUUCAAAAGAAACAGAAAACAUCAAAUCAAAAUGUUGCAGUAAAUAGCAAAUGGUCAAGUUUUAUUGACAAGGAAGAAAGUGAUGAUUCUGAUUGCUCAGAAAGUACAAUGAGGUUAGGAAAGUCAGAAUUUAAUCUUGAGUAUGACAGUUUAAGUUCACUGGCAGAUGGUCAGGGAGCAUCUAGUAAGUGGUCAGAGUUUGUAGAUGGUGUUCCUUCAGAGUCAUCCUUGUCACAAGAGCACUCUAGUAAUACAGAGGCUGCUAAUUCAACAUUAAGAAGUUAUGCUAACAUGAGUAGUGCCAGUAUGACCUGUUACCAUGGUGAUGAUGUGAUUGGUCAGUCCAGGCACAGGAAGUUGUCACAAGGACACAGUAAUGGACAAAUAUGGUCGUUGAAAAACGGUGACAAUAACGGAGGUGGACCAGGACAUCAAAGGGCAACCACUGACUUGGACAGAUGUGGGCUUGGACAUGUUGAAGGAAAAGAAAACAGUCCCCACAUACAAACUUAUUCAAUAUUUUCUGUUGGAGAUGUGGAUGAUGCUGAUUUAGAAUUAGACUUUUGAAAAAUUAAAGACUACAAAUAUAAUACUGAUAGGUUUAUAAACAAUGUAGUGAUUCUGAAUACGUGAAUAAUUAAUUUUUAGGAACAAGGGUACCUGAGUUACAAAGCAAUUAUAUACUGAACAUCAUUGAAAACGCACCACUUAUAAAAGUUCAGAUUAUUAAAAGCAUGUGUAAGGAAUUGAUAUUUUUUGAGUGGAUAAUAACAG
Haliotis rubra (blacklip abalone) is the source of this 2171-nucleotide messenger RNA. RefSeq names its product MRN complex-interacting protein-like. The coding region runs from base 673 to 1098 and encodes 141 amino acids. Gene Ontology annotation, molecular function: chromatin binding. The record is from RefSeq and is a predicted model, not a curated record. NCBI's taxonomy places the organism in Eukaryota, Metazoa, Mollusca, Gastropoda, Lepetellida, Haliotidae. The transcript is spliced from 4 exons. Gene Ontology annotation, cellular component: nucleus. Gene Ontology annotation, biological process: mitotic G2 DNA damage checkpoint signaling.